Molecule: messenger RNA, 309 nt
Organism: Rodentolepis nana
Lineage: Eukaryota; Metazoa; Platyhelminthes; Cestoda; Cyclophyllidea; Hymenolepididae
Source: the annotation of a GenBank genome assembly
AUGAAGGCGAUUUAUAGCUGGCUUUUCAUCGCAAUCUUUCUCCUUAUCAACGCUAUUGAUCGAUCAGAACAAAUGUGCACACGAGGAAGCAGUGGAGGACAUUGCGGUCAUCAACACAAACAUGAUCAUUCGGGCCAUCAUGGUAGUGGGAGUGGUUCGGAGGAAGAAGAGGAAGAAGAGGAAGAUGAGGAAGAAGAGGAAGAGGAGGAAGAUGAUGAUGACGAUGAUGAUGAUGACGAUGACGAUGACGAUGACGAGGAUGACGAUGAGGAGGAGGAGGAAGAAGAAUUGUCAACUAAUACCAUUUAA